CGCCCCGAACCAAAGCAGCAUGGCGUCUGAGUCUAUUAUCCUCGAUUCGCAAGGCCCGUCCCUAGCGGGGUGAGCUAUUUGUGCCUCGCCUGUGACGGUUCGCAGAUGGCAGCUGCAGGUACAGAGUGUGGUCGCCUCCGGGGAUGACUGGAUACAGGGGUGUGAUUGUGACGAGAGCAGAAACCUCGAGAAAACAAAGCAAGCAGAAUGCCCCCCAAUUCGCAGACGGGAUCGAUGCAGCCAGAGAUGGAGCGACCGCUGCCCAUCCUGCACGUCGUGUACGCCGGUCGCGGCGAUUCGAUGUACGUCGAGUUUCAGUCCCCCGACAAUGCCGACCAGAGCAAGCUGUAUGUCAUGGAUGGAGGUCCUCGGGGUGAUGGCGGUCUACAUGGAGGUGGUGGCGCUCCGCGCCCGUACGCUCGCUUCUUCCUCUCGGCAGGGCGGGAGAUCUGGUAUACGCAACUGGGACACAGUGUCGAUGCGCCCAUCGAGCUGUAUGCCAUGGUGAACUCGCAUCUCCACGCAGACCACAACGAAGGCAUGUUCAAGCUGUUGCAACUUCCGAACGGCUUUGUCGACUUGAAGACCGGCUUCAUCAUGCCAGCCUUUGAGCAAGCUCGCAAAAAGAACAAACACCUCACAACCCUUCACGAAGAGGUUGGUGCCCAGCGCCCAUAUCUGCGGAAGAUGGAUGGUUGGGAUCAGGGCGCGUUUGAGGGUGGCACGAUCGAGUAUCCUUCUAGUCCCAGGGUCAUCGCUUUGCAGAAAGGCGAAGCCAUGAGCAAGGGCGAGGCGCGCAAGGCGUUUGGCACUUUGAAGAAGGCCACCCAGUUCAUCGGCAGAUUCGUGAAUGCGCUAAACCCACGACUGAUCAUGAAUCGGGGUAAUAGAAACGACAUCAACUUUUCCAGCUUGCUGAUCCACGUAUCGAGCCCCAAUGGCGGGAUUUACCUCACAGGUGACAACAACGGCAACAUCAUCGCACGUCAGUUUGCCAACCAUAACCCUCGGCGUCAUUUCAGCAUCUACAAGAUUCAGCACCAUGGCAGCAGGGAUGAUGCUCAGCUGCAGCCGAAGAAAAGAGCUCACGGUGUGCCAAUAAAAGUGGCUCAAGAGACCGCGCUAUUCAUGACGCUGAUCGCGAGCAACAACAAAAGUAAAAACCGGCAACUGCUCGGGGUCGAUGGUGUGCAGCUAGUGGUAUCGGUAAACGCCAUGAAGGGGCUCCAGGUACUGCGCGCCUUUCUGCAUGACAAGAUGAAAGACAAAGGCGAUCCGGACCCUCUCGUUACGAUAGAGACCUUGCUAGCGCAGCGUCACAAGCAGUACCUGGUCUCUGUGUGGGAGUAUGCCAAGCUCAAGUACUCGAAUAAGUUGACUGGGAGCAAUGGGAUAGAGUAUGGUGAUCCAGCCAAGGAGUGGGAGGCCGUCGUCGCCAAAGUCGCGGAAUGGGGAGCGGAUCGCAACGCUUCUCAGAGGGCCUUCUUCUGGCGCGAGAAAUCGAAGAAAGAGCAUCGAGACAAAGAGCCCAGCGAUCUGACAGAUCCGCUGUCAGACAAGGCGGUGACCAAGAAGCUGAAGGACAGCGCCAUCUCCACCGGCAUCGUCCUUGCAGGCAAUCCCGCCAACGCGUGUACCGCAGCCGUGACGCAACUCGAUGCCGUCAAGAACGGUGACUACUUGACCUGGUGGCAGAGGUGGUGGGGGGGUAAGAAGGGCGACGCCCCAACAGGCCUGCCGUUCAACCUGUUCAGGUCGGUCCAGCGUAUCCGUAAGAUCCACGACUUCUUCGACAGCUUCAUUGCCGAUGCCUACGUCGUCAGCGCCAAUCACACCGAACACAACCACCCGGAUCCCGAGACACUGUGUGGCUUGGCCUCCGCCCUGCACAGGGGCACCGGCGGGAAUCGGCCUGCCACGUUGUACCUGACCAACCCAAGGAGCUUCAAGAAGGACAAGUUCGCAGCUCUCUGCGCUCGGGUUGGCCUGGACGCCGAUCAGCUGUUGGAGAAGACCCUGUUUGUGCGAUAUCCACACACCAGACACACGAUGAGCCUGACGGCGAGCCCGACCCUCGACAAGGAGUACCUUAAACGCCGCAAGAUCGAGUUGCAGGGAGGUUUGCCGGUUGCUACAGACACAAAACAAUAUGCUUCCGAUGUGCACGAUGUAUACGGCGUCACGAAACGCAUUCAGUCGCUGUCAAGAGAUGAGGCGACAGCGUGGAAUCUGGUGCAGACACUACGCCACAUCCACCUGGAGAGUGUGGAGGCGUGGGACGCCCUGUUGCCGACGAUGGCCACCAUGUUCAAUAUCAGCACCUCGGUGCAGACCGGUGACCUGGCCGUGACAUACCAUCUCAUCGUCACCAGUACCGGAAUCCAGCUGGAGACACAGGAACGGGCAGUCCGUGUGCGAGAGGCGUGGGAGGGCAGUCAUAACAGCAAGAUGAAUACCCUUUUCCUCUCGGAGACGGCCACCUCGACGGACCGCCAGAUGAUUCACGUCUCAUUCAACAAGAAAGAAUCUCUCUAUCAGAUCAUGUGGGAGGUGGACAGGAAGAUGUGGACUUUCUACCCGGGGACAACCGCCACCGCAAAGCCGGAAUCCGCCCUGGUGUCCGAGGACAAAACCAAAGUCCCUGUCUGGUUCCACUUCGAGCCCAUCCAGCCCGUGCAGUUCGCUUCGCAGCAGAGCAUAAACCUCAAAGUUCUAUCCGCGCCAUUUGCUUCCAUGAGCGUCGUGGAACAGCCCGUCAGUUUGAUGCGGCGUGGCGUGGCUAUCCGACAGCAGCCAGCUGCGCAGCUGAAUACAGCCAAAAGGGUGAGAGACGGGGACGAAACGCCGGCUGUCUUUGACACCACCUGGGGCGGCAAUGGGAAAGAGAACGGAUUGACCGAAGAUGAAGAAGACAACGACAAAGAAGACAACAUGUCCACCAGCAACAAAAAGCUGGCCAUCACUCGACUCGAGCAGCAGCCAGUGCUAGGCGUUCGAAACACCUUUUACGAGUUCUUCCAAGUCGCACAAGUCGAUGAAACGGAGAUGACGACGGCGGGGAGAGUAAUCAAGGCCAUGGUAGGCAGCGCCAACUUUGCCGACCUGAAGUUCUCAUCCAAAGCCGGCGGCGGCGGCGGGCGCACCACCGUCGAGGAGCAAAUCCUCACCUACGACGUGGACUACACCGACACGCAGGGCACAUGGGUUGAGUACAGCGACGACCGCCUCGCCGUGAUUGCCAACAAUGCCACGAUCAAGCUCCGGAUCCCCCCCAGUGCGACGCUGAGUCUCGACGGCGGGGUGUUGGCUCUCGUCGUCAGCGCCAAUAUCAUGCUGAAGUUUGGCAUCGACAAGGUCUUGACUGUCGGCCUCGCGGUGCAAACGCUGGUCUCAAAUGACGGCCUGGACUCGCUCAACACCCUAGUCAUGACUAGGUCCUUGCACAACGCCCGCGGGCCCUCGCUGCUGUCCAAAGCCCUCGUCGCAACGGGCUACGAGUCCAGCGCCGUGGCUGCCAUGGGAAUGAUCCAAACCCUGGGCGCCGUCAUUGGGGACUAUCACGCCGCCAUCCACAUGGUCUACGACCGCGUUCCCACAGUCCUGGCUAUGCUCAGGGGCUUCGUCAAUCUCCAGGUGGACUGGUUUGCAUCGACGGGCGAAGCCUCAUACACACCUACCAAGCACGUCUACAUCCGCAACGCCCGCAUCGUGUGCAACCUGAAUGACCGCAAACUCGACAAGACCGUUUCCAUCGAUGGUGUCUCUGCCGGCGACUUCUCGCUCUCGCUCAAGACGCUGUUCAUUGACGUCGAAGACGCGCGCAUGGCUUCUGAAAGUGUCACCCUGUACGCCGUCAUGAGCCUCUCGACGGGCGAAGACUUGCAGCUGGCCGUCUCCUUGUCGUCUAGCAGUGACCGCCCUAUUGACGCCUACUUCAUGACGACCGGCGAGGACCCGAGUUCUUCCCUCAAGGCUCUGAUCGGUGCGCUCGGUCAGGAAGCCUCCUCCCCCAUGGAUCUGAGCAAAUUCCUCCUGCCUUCGCUCACUCCGCCCGGUCCAGGACGAGGCGAUGGCAUCAUCGUUCCCGCACGGAGGCUCGAUGCGCUUACUCUCAAGCCGGGCUCAGUGGGCUUCGUGCUGCGCCAGCAUGUAGAUCAAGCCCCGGAAGUGCUCCUCGACCGUAUUUUCCUGACUACUGAAGAAUUCGAGGGCUGGCGCGACCUCUUUCCGCCCGAGAUCACAUCUAAGAUCGUGUCCGGAAAGCCUGUAGUUGACGUGACUAUUUUGAGCCCAUCAAAUUCUCUCACUCGCGCACUCCAGGUCGAGGUCGCUGUCGACCUGGAGCUGACUGCGGGUGACGGCGAUAGCAAGAUUACGCGUCCGGUCGCGGCCAAAGCCUCAGUGGUCCCGCUCAUCAUGAAGGGCGACUAUCAGUAUACUCUCGACGUUGACGCGAGGGAUGCUGCAGACUUGUCAUUUGCCGAGAUCACCCAAGCACUCGGACUGCGCAGCGGUGCAGCGCCUAGAGUUGCAGCCGCGGUGCCACUCCUCGACGCCGUGCUGAUGAACAGAGAAGGCAGACGGGCUUACCUGCGCCGUGUCUCGGCUGGCAUCAUCGCGGUAGAAGGCCCACAGUGGGCGCUCGGCGACUGGAGCGCGACCGCCUGGCUGUCGGAGCUCGACUUGAUUCCUGGUGCGGUGAUGCUGGAAGACGUGCGACUCUCGGUCUCUGAGUUUGAGCAUGACAUUCGCGUCAUGGCGACGGCCGCCAUCCGGCUCCAAACCCCCUCCACCGUCGUCUGGUUUGACCUCAAGCUUCCGACAACGGCCUCCGCAGGCGAGCUGUGGCUCAAGGUCUCUGAGGUGAGGGCUGGAGCAGUCUCGGUUAGCAACGUGCUCGCAGCAUUCGGUCUCGAUACUUGCGAGAACGUGCCACUGGUCGGCCAGGUCCUGUCUAGCGAGAUACGCUCCAUGACCGCCACUAUGCCCACCGCUGUGUCCGGAAAGCCGGUAUCUAUCGACUCCUUCUCUGUCGAGCUCAACCACCCGCUUCUCAAGAUCGGACCAUUCCAGUUCCAGUAUGUUGAGUUCGCGUUCUUCAAAUCGUACGAGAACGAGCAGAGCGACGAUCAAGACGAUAUUGAGGGGGAUUUGGUCCAGGCCAGUGCUCGACUCCUUGGCUGCAAUGCUGAUGAGGAAGACAGCGGUGAUAUCUCCGCCCUGAUAGAAUAUGAUAGCGCUGAGGGGAGCCUGACAGCAGGCCUGCAGCCUGACACCAUUGUCACCAUCGACAGCCUGUUGGCUGCCUCCCUGCCAGAUACCUUCCCUGGACUCGACGCGAUGAAGGCCGCAGCCAACCGUAUGCAUCUCCGGGACGCGAUCAUCGACUUUCAGACCUCUGGAACACUCGACAUCCGUCAUUUCGACUUUUAUGUGGCCGAAGAGACCGCCGUUGAGCUGCAAUCGAUUACUCUAAAGGAGGUUCGAGUCGUCUACGACGAGGAGAAGAAGGAAGGGCAAGAGAAAAGGGACCUGGUCAUCAAAGCACUCCUGGGCAGGGAAGCAGUCAUGACCAACAUCGUCAUCCAGUCACUAGCUGGGCCAGACAACAAAGUCAUGUCCUUUGGCAUAUAUCCCGCCGCCCAGCAAGAGCUACUCCUAGGCAACUUCCUCAGCCUCUUUGGCUGGGACGACAAGAGUGUCGACUUUGCUCACCCAUACACCUACCCGCCGGUCUUCAAAGUGCCUAUCGAGGAGGUCAAGGGCAAGCUCACCCACGUCAUCGACGACAAGGUGAAACCUGUCAAUCCGCCGUCGAAAGAGAGGACAGUGAUGAUGUUGAGAGAUUUUCACAUCAUUGCCAACACUGAAAAGCCCAUCCAGUUGGUUGUGAGCCCGGACGUGGACCUCUACGAUAUCACCCUCGAUUUGGCCUUCUCAGCGGAGGACACGGAGACAAAGUCAGGCCUCAAAGGCACUCUAUACGGCAAGAUAAAGAUCGGAGACUUGCUCCUCAAGCUGGAAUACACCGACGACCGAUACAUGGGAGAAGGCGGAGAGGACGGCACCCCGGAUGCGAGCGAGCCUCCCAGUCAACUGUUCCUGGGUCAGGAGAGCUUGUCUGAGAUUUUGAAGAAGGACUACAACAAGGAGGCUAGUAUCCGGUUGGCUAACGUUGAGAACGCGGGCAUCGACACCACCGCACUCGCAGUUGCGACGAGUAUGCCUGUUGAGAGAACCGCCGUGCCUGAUGUCAAGCUUGGGCUGCACGAGACCAUGGUCAAGCCCACCCGGAUCGGAGGCCGUGUCCGCGUCGAGCCGACGCGCAUGAUUGAGGUCUGGGCAGCUGGAGAUGAGUCCUGGAACAGCCAUACGUGCGGGAUCACCGUCGAAUUGAAAAAUAUCCUUGCACUGUUCAGAUACACACAGGGCCCGCAAGUGCGAGAUGACCCCACGUACGAGGCUUACCUCCGGGGUCUGCUGCAGCUCAAUGGGUACGAGGCGAGGGCAGCGCAACUCUCGAUCAGUUCCGAUUGGAACCGCAUUCUCACGGCGCGGCUCACAAAAUCGGAUGGGGGUGUUGGUGAUGUCGCCGUGUUCGGAGAGGUAGCGGAUGAGAUCAACAAGGCGACCGGCACCGCCUGGAAGGAUACGGUCCCUGCUUUUACUGGACCGAUGAACUUCGAGGAGAACUCGAAGCUAUUCUUCGCAGUCGACUUCUCCCAACAGAGAGCUGUGCUGUCCGCACCCAUCAAAGAUGUAGGAGGAGCGCUGCUCCUGGCGCAAGAUGUCGCCAUUGGGCAGCCCGCCGACAAGACACAGGCGUGGAACGUGUUUUUCCUCGAGACCGCCGAUCUGAACCGUGUCUGGAUGGAGACCAAGAGCGACGUGGUCGAACAGUUCAACAUCUCCGAGGUCGCAGUACAGGUCCUCGGGCAAGAUACGACGAUCAAGGAGGUCCGAGAGCAUGUUGCCGCAAUGCUUCCCAGUGUGCCAGAUCAGCAAGGGCAAGACCGUAGCAAGGACUCUAAGAACCAAAUUCUAGGAGCUGAGAAUGCCACGCCGGCCAAGACGGCGGUCCGGUUGAUGGAGGGCAUGGACGAAACAAUCAUCCUUAGCCACGGGGCGUGGUUCGUUGCCGACAUCGAUCUCUCCCAGCCAGACAGACGGGAUAUGACAGGAAUUGUCGCUCUGGAUGUCUUCAACAUCGGAUCCUCGAACCCUCCCCGUGUGCGUCUCUACGGCAAGGUCCUUCCGGUUGGCAACCAGCAAAAGACAGAGUACCACGUCGACAUCCGCAACCUGCAAAUAUUUGAAGGGGCCGUCACUUUCGACGGCAACCGUGGCCGGUACUUCCCGGGCGAUGAGGAGCUUGUUGUGGUCUCUCCCAUGCAGCUAAGUCUACUAUUUUCGGACAUGGAUAACCAGAAGGAGGGGGAGCGGCUGUCCUUCGAGGUACUACUGACAAUGGACAAGACGAAGACAAGCUUCACCACGAGCAGUGAUACACCGGCAGCCAGCCAAACCAUCACCGAUCCCUUUGGAGGCAUGUUCAACGUCAAGCUCGAGGAUCUCAUGAUCAGGGGCUCAGCGACCAGACAAGACGGCAGCCAGGAUGUGCUGCGCGAAUGCACUAUCUACGGCGCUGCCAUUCUUGGGGGUCGAGAGGACAAGUUACUGGGACAUAUCUACUUUGACCGAGGGCAUCCCGUUGUUUGUGAAGUGGAUUUCACCCUGCAAGUCAUUAAAGAUGGCAGCGUCACUCAGGAUCCCGCGAGUACAAGUAACCCCUUUAUCCCUACAAAACAACAGGAUGGUACUGUGAAGAUGACAGACAUAUACGACGACAUUCUCCGCCCAGCGCCCACUGCUAUAGGCCAGCAGCAGGUCACUCCUUGGCCUAUUGGCUGGGAUAACUUUGAGAUCGAAAGCGCCUACAUCGGUUACAACAGGGCAAAGACGAGUGUGACUAUUGCCCAGCGGACGUACCACGCGGGAUACCAUCUGUACGGCCAACUCCGGCUCUUUGAGCUGCUCAUUCCCGUCUCGGUGCAGAUCAAAGAUGAGCCUCGAGCUCUUGAAAUGACCGGCAGCUACGGACAAGAUCUAGACCUGGGCGUGUUCAAGUUCACAGAAUACGAGGAGGACGGUGGGAAGACAGUCCGUUCCUUGUCACCGACCUUGAAGACUGCCGAUGAAAUGCAUCUCAAUGUCGACAGCGGGCUGAAGCUACUCGGGUUCGAGAAGACUCCCCUCCAACUGAAGUACAAGCCAGCAGAAGCCGACUCCAAGCACAGCCGGUUUGAGGGGACAGCUGAGUACAGCGGCACGACUCUGCGUGUCGACAACCCCAAGAUCAAUAUCUUCUACUCGGACGGCCGCUGGGGCUUCUCUGGGUGGAAGAUUCACCGCAGCGCCUACUGGGACUCGGGCAAGAUGCCAUCCCCACUGCCGGACCAGCUGCCGGCCGACCUCGACAACGUCCCGCUCAAUAUUGAUCGGACUAUCGAGGUGGGCAGCACAAAGGAUAAGCCUUGCGGCCCUCUCUCCCCGUUUACCAUUGGGGAGAGGGUCGAGAUGGAGCUUGACUUUGAGCUUGGGCUUGUGGAGAUGAAGCAGGCGGCAAUGCUGGCGCGGGAGAAGGAUGCCGACGCAAAGGGGUUUGUGUUCCAGGUGGGCAGCUGGUCAUGCUCGGUGUUCGUCCAGGGGAGGCAAGGCCAGUCCAAGACUGAGAUCCAGCUGCCUCCGUUCGAGAUUAUCCUGCCGUUUGCCGGGUUCGAACCUGACACGUUCAAGGGCGUGCUUACGGAGUUAUGGCACAAGAUCCUGGGCGAGGAGGUGCUGGAGCAGAUCGGCUUGAAGCUGCUUGAACCUGCAGCUCUAGGGGGGCUGCUGGGUGGCAUGGACGCCGACAAGGGUAUUCCAUCCGACCAAGUCGUACCGCUGGUCUGUCGUGAGCCCACAGGUGAUGGGACCAAGGGGCUCCGGGACAGGGCGCAGAAAGACCACGAGGACGAGACCAAGAAGAAGGAGGACGAAGUCAAGGGAGGGGGAGGAAAGCUGGACGAUGUAACGGCUAGGGCUGGAGGGGAGCAGCCACCUGGACAAGCACCCGGUCUGAAUCCUGGUGAUCCCGGAAGUACUCCUCCAGGUCCCGGUUCCAUUCCAGAUCCUGGCUCUAUUCCAGAUCCCGGUUCUACUCCAGGUCCCGGUUCUAUUCCAGAUCCUGGUUCCAUUCCAGGUCCUGGUUCCAUUCCAGAUCCCGGUUCUAUUCCAGGUCCUGGCCCUACUGGCCCUAGUCCUGUUGAUCCAUUGCCUAUGCCAGAGCCCCAGCCACAGCCUCAGGAUCCCCAGCCUGGAGUGCCCCCAGCGGCAGACCCUAGGGUUCUACCGUUCCCAUUGCCGUUCCCAUCUCCUCCGGACACAACCCCAGAUCUCCCCGACACGGACUGGCCGAUCCCCGGCCCAGGGCAGAUCCCCGGGGGUCCGUUUGGGACUGUUGGCCUACUGGUGCUCAUCAAGAUGUACGUGGAGGCCAUCACUGGCAUCAACGACAUCGAUCCAGAGGACAUCAGGAGCAAGGGACUGGGCCGCGUACUGAGGAAGUGGAAGGCCUGGGAGGGGUUGGCCGACGACGUUGAUCGGCGGCACCAGCGUCUGAUGGACCAGAUCGCCGAUGCCGUGGCCAAAGGACGCAGUGCCAAGCAGGCGAUCCAGGACCGCAUGAAUCUACAGCUGCAGCAGCCCAUCACGGCGACUUUUGUGACUCCUCAGGACGAGUCGCACAUCGAGGUCGAUGUCAGUCCGGCACUCCCGCUGCCAAAAUGGGUGCAUCCAGAGGACUACCAGGGUGUCCAGUGGCAAGUGUGCCUGGUAGCAGAGAAGGACAAGGGUUCACCGCCGCCGCCGCCACCCCCGUCGGCCACAGGCUCCCCUGGCAAGGAUGAUGGGUACCAGUGGUACAGCUUCAGCGGCGUGGGAAGAAAGCUCAGGUGUCCUGCCGAGACCUUCAGGCGCGUUGGUACCGUCCAUGUAUGGGCGCGUAUGCGUGUCGUCUAUCGCGGCCACGAGUUCGUUGCUACAGAGUGGAAGCCGGCGACGGCGGUGCAUCUGCCGUGGCUUGAGCGGCCACGAGGUGUGCAGCUCUUCAUGCGCGACGCGUCGACUGUCGUGGUGGAAGUCCCCGCCGCGUUCGAGCCUGCGAGCGACUGGGACAUCCGACUGGUGAGCGGAGACAAGAGCGCCGAGGUCCUUUACGAAACAGACUCCUCCUCCCUGUCGUCGACGACGUCCUACUUUUCUCACCCGAACGCCGGACCCGGCAAGUUUGCCAUCGAUGUGGCUGCGUUCGGGUACGACAGGACGGCGUUUCAGGGGCCUGUCGUCGCUCGGGUCCGGCAGCGGCCCUGGUUCGCCAAACUCUUCAACGCGAGCCUCGAGACCGACUCGUUCCAGACGCUGGAAGUCGUCGCCGCGCCAGCGGGAGUGGUGGCACGGAUGGAGGGCAGCGACAUCGCGGUCGGAUGGGAUGCUGCCCCCGGGCUAGCCGCUGCGGACUAUACCAUCAGUCUGAGGCGGCAACAGACACGGCGCGAGGUGGAAUACACCGUCGCCUCUUCGCCAGGGAUCCGGGGUACCCGGAUCGAGGGGCUCCUCUCGCUGGUCGACCCGGAGGAGGGCGAAAGGAUGGAGGUCAUCGUGUGUGCCAAACGAGCUGGCGCGAUCUGUCUGCUGUCCGCCACGAACCUCACGCUGCGGCCGCCGCUACAGAUCCAAAUCGACGAGUCGUCCAACUACGACCUGGUCACCCGCAUCCUGAGUCUGAGUAUCAGCCCUGUCAACCGGCCGCUGAGCAAAAAGACCAAAUUCCAACUGCACAAGGCCCGCACAGGGUCCGCGGCACCUGUCAUGGUUGUGGAGGAUGUGCCGGCCAAGUCGAUUCACGGACACCGGGCAGUCUUGCGGUUCGGGCCUGAGCGAGCAGAUUGGGGCGGCAGCUUCUUUGUGCGAGUGCUUGAGCCGGCGCCAGAGGGCAGUAUGGUCGUCGAGGAGGAGGCCGACUCGGAGACGUGGGAGUUCCCCAGUCGCGCCGUGGCGGACGGGGGAGCAGACGGGAGCAAGAUCGGCACCGUGACGGCCGGAUUCCUCGCCGCAGAGACAGGAUCGUCGUCUGCAUCGCUGGAGGUCAAGUGGACGGAACAGCAGCCGCAGCCGGGCCAGGAGGUGGUGGUGACGGUCCUGUGCGAGACGGCGGCGUUCCGGGCCGUUUCCACCAAGGCGGGCGUCGUGGAGGGCAAUUGUCGAGUCGAGAUUGACCGGGCAGACCUGCCCAGCUCAGGCUCGAUGCUGACGGUUGUUGUCUUGGUCAAGAUAGCCUCGAACAAGGCUUUGGAUGCUGUCGGGCACAGGGAGACGAUCCAGGUGGAGGUGCCUUGAUGGAUCGCAUGUCUGCCUCGACGAGGAAAGUAAGCAAACCAUGUGUCGCCAAUGAAGUCACAUUCAUUUAAAUUCCUUAUCUAGUGCUAUUCAAAGUACUUUCUUAUAUCUAUGUUUAUUUUUUAUUUCUUGAGUGAUAAGUAAAACCUUAUAAGACUUGAACAUAUUAAAGCAAAG
This is a messenger RNA of Penicilliopsis zonata CBS 506.65, 11613 nucleotides long. RefSeq lists its product as hypothetical. The transcript has 3 exons. The coding region runs from base 208 to 11436 and encodes 3742 amino acids. Lineage: Eukaryota; Fungi; Ascomycota; Eurotiomycetes; Eurotiales; Aspergillaceae. The record is from RefSeq and is a predicted model, not a curated record.